ACGGUCCUCACACUAGUCUGCCCCCUUUAUAAAGCCAGCUCUCUGGGGAAGCUGAACGUACGGGUGGUUUUACUUCCCUAUGUCCCCUCCAGCACUGGAGUCAAGGUCAACUUCACUCUGAGCUCCCCUCAAGGUUGCUUCUCUUGAUUGAGCAUUAAACCGGACAUAGUGUCAGUAAAGCCGCUGUAUUUGGAGGAGGAGCCUGGAUGCUCUCGGGAGGCAGAGCUCACGGCUUAGUCCACUCAGCCAAUCAGAUUGAGCAGCAUCAUCAUCGCUGAGGAGAUCGGUGUUGGCAAGUCCACCCUCCUCCGCUCUAUGGCGUGUCGUGAGCUGCGUCUACCAGCUGGUGUGAGUGUACUACACGUGGAGCAAGAGGUCACCGGGGACAACACACUAGCACUGGAUAGUGUACUCGAGUGUGACACUGAGAGAGUGCAGCUGCUCGCUAGAGAGCGGGAGCUACUGGCCUCAGAGGACAAGGACACAGCAGCAGGCAGCGCUUCUGAUGAGCUGGCUGAGGUAUACCUUCCAUUACAGGAGAUAGACGCUGACAAAGCACCAGCAAGGUAACUGUACCCAGUAGAUCAAGUACCAUCUUACACACUGUGCUCACUCACUCACAGAG
Messenger RNA from Halichondria panicea, 625 nucleotides. Its product is annotated as ATP-binding cassette sub-family F member 3-like. The record is from RefSeq and is a predicted model, not a curated record. The transcript is spliced from 4 exons. Lineage: Eukaryota; Metazoa; Porifera; Demospongiae; Suberitida; Halichondriidae. The coding region runs from base 316 to 570 and encodes 84 amino acids. Gene Ontology annotation, molecular function: ATP binding.